This is a messenger RNA of Klebsormidium nitens, 4421 nucleotides long. NCBI's taxonomy places the organism in Eukaryota, Viridiplantae, Streptophyta, Klebsormidiophyceae, Klebsormidiales, Klebsormidiaceae. The record is from the annotation of a GenBank genome assembly.
GAGGCAUGCAGAGAGGCGCGGUGUACUUCCCCACCUGGGCCCAACCUGGGGCCAGAUGCCAAUGCCAAUGGUGAAGGGCCACGGACCACGGUUCCACCCUUCAGGCAUUCCUCGAAGCAGCAGGAAGGCCCGAGUACCCCGCGCUAGAGGCAAUGCCCAGUUUAUGCUGAGUUUGCUAGGUUGUUGAUGUCAGAGAUCUGCAAAGGAUUCAAUCCAGAGAAUUUUCACGGAUAAGACUUGAUCCUGGGUGCAUUCUGCAAUGGGUACAGGCGUGGGCACUGUUCACAAUUGCAUUUUGAUGAGCGUUAAGGGGAAAAUAGGGACUUUGUCAGGAAGACUUGAUUUCCUGACUGUCUGCGUGUAGGAGGGUUCUGACGGCGGGAAUUGCCGGUCUUCCAGACUCGAAGAGACGCAGUCCUUGCUGCCGAGGAACGGAUUGAAUUGGUUGGACUUGAGCAGUCAAAUGGGAUUGGCUGCAACUAGAACUUGAAGGAUCGAGGACUUAAGACCCAUUAGAAAGCUAUUUGACACUUGCGCACAAUUUACGCAGCCGCCGUUGGAAAGAGAUUGGGAGUACUUGAGAAGACCCUGUGAUAUGCAGAUGCAAUAGCCUAAGGUCAGGGAUUGAUGAGCAGUCAUUAACUGCAUUGAGAACUAUUCUCAAAAACGGCGACCAGCAGACCUGCUGAGAAUCUGCAGGCAUGUUUACUCGAGGGGGGGCGAUGGAUAAGACCACUGAGCAGUACGUUACGGCACUCAAGAAGGGCGCCACACUGCUCAAGUAUGGCCGCCGCGGCAAGCCCAAGUUCUGCCCGUUCCGCCUGUCUCAAGACGAGAUGGAGCUCAUCUACCACCUGGGAAAGGACGAAAAAUACCUGAAGCUGUCCACCGUAACCUCCCUCUCGACGGGCCAGAAGACUGCCGUGUUUCAGCGGCACCCGCGCCCCCACCAGGACCACUUGUCCUUCAGUCUGAUCCACAGCGGUGGAGAGAGGAGCCUUGACUUGAUCUGCAAGGAUGAGGACGAGUUCGAGAUAUGGUACAAGGGCCUGAAGGCGCUGUUUUUGGCUCAUCAGCGACGGCUGCACUCUGCGGGUCAACAGAGCAGCCCUGUUCGUUCUUUGAAGGACGCGGCAGGGUACUUUCACAGCGAGUCGAAUCUCACCAACCGGACCACCAUCUCCACGAGGUCCACCCCGCCUGCAUCUCCCCAGUCCGCCCUUUUGGAAUACCACCCCCCCGCCAAGCCAGACGCGCGGCCCCUCAGCCGAAGCGCCUCAGCAGGAGAGGCCAUCGCAACCGUCCGAUCCCUGGACGGCAAACGGCCGACGUACGAGCCGUCGGACAGCGGGGCCAGCGUCGUCGAGGGGCUGCCGAUGCGCUCGGUCUCGUCCGAGCUCCCGCGGGUGCUCCUCUCGAGCGCCGCCAGCACGUCAUCGAACAACGACGACGAGAACCUGGGCGACGUGUACAUGUGGGGGGAGGGUCUUGGAGACGGCGUUCUUGGGGGGGGGAGCUUACGCGUCGGGAGCGGGGGGCCGGGGGCCCACGUGGACGCGUUGAUGCCGAAGCUGAUGGAAUCGACGGUCGUUCUCGACGUGCAAAUGAUUGCGUGCGGGGGCCGGCAUGCGGCGCUGGUGAACCGGCAGGGGGAGACGUUUUGCUGGGGGGAGGAGGCGGGGGGGCGGCUCGGGCACGGGGUUGAUAGCGACGUGCAGCAGCCGGAGAUCGUGGACGGGUUUGCGGGGGUGCAGAUGGAGAAGGUAGCGUGUGGGGAGUACCACACAUGCGCGGUGUCGACAUCGGGCGAACUCUUCACGUGGGGGGACGGAUCGUACGGCUGUGGGCUGCUGGGUCACGGAAACGAUCUGAGCCAUUGGAUGCCAAAGCGGAUCGAGGCUCUCGACGGGAUCAAGAUCGCGGAGGUUGCUUGCGGUCCCUGGCACACGGCUGCGGUCUCGACGUCGGGGCGACUUUACACCUGGGGGGAUGGCACGUUUGGAGCGCUAGGGCACGGGACAAGAGCUACCGUAACCACGCCGCGCGAAGUCGAGACGUUGAAGGAGCUCCGGGUGUCAAAAGUCGCAUGCGGGGUGUGGCACACUGCGGCCGUUGUCGAGCACACGACUGCAGAUGGGCUUUCGUCACUCAACCGGCUAUACACGUGGGGGGACGGGGAUAAGUGCCGGCUGGGCCAUGGGAACAAGGAGACCAAAUGGGUCCCCACCGUCGUCGAGGCGCUGCUGGGGGAGUCGGUGGUCCAGGUCGCAUGCGGGCACAGCAUGACCGUUGCCCUAACUAGCGCGGGGUCCGUUUUCACGUGCGGCAGCGGGGUGUACGGACAGCUGGGCAACCCGUCCGCGUCCGGAAAGGUGCCCCAGCUCGUUGAGGGGAAGCUCAAGGGCCAGUUCGUGGACCAAAUUGCCUGCGGGGCCUUCCACGUUGUCGCGCUAACCAGCACGCAGCACAUCUACUCAUGGGGAAAGGGCGCGAACGGACGCCUCGGGAUGGGUGACACCAAGGAUCGGGAGUUUCCCACACUAGUAGAAGCGCUGAAAGACAAGCAGGUCGUCGCUAUUUCCUGCGGGUCGAGCUUCACCGCCGCCAUCUGCACCCACAAGUGGGCCUCGGGCGAGGACCACUCCAAGUGCAACCACUGCAAGAACGCGUUCACACUCACCCGGCGGCGCCACAACUGCUACAACUGCGGCCUCGUCUUCUGCCACAGUUGCAGCAGCAAGAAGGCGCUCAAGGCCGCGCUCUCGCCCAACCCGGCCAAGCCGUCGCGGGUCUGCGAUACGUGCUUCAACAAGCUCUCGAAGGCGGCAGACAUUGGGGACUCGUUCACCCUCCCCGCGUGGAAGAUGGGUGUUCCGAAGAACAACGUGCGGUCAGUCGGGAAAGCGCCGGUCGCGCCUCCGAAGCCCGCCCCUGCCAACGACCCGUUGCCAUAUCGGACAAACGUCAGCGGCCCGGGCAGAAAGGAAGGUGCUCGGACCGGUCGCGUCACUCCCUCCCCCUUCCCGAACGCCUCCGACGGACGCCCCCCCCCUGCCAUCGCACAAAACCCUGCCGUUGCCAACCUUCGCGAGCGCCCCCCUGCCUCCCGGACCCCCCCUCGGGGCCAGAGCCCAACGCGGCGGGGGGCUGCGCCGAACAGCGGGUCGUCUUCGCCGAGGGGGGGCUACGAGGAGCUCAAGAGGAUCAACGAUUCGCUGCACCAGGAGGUUGUGAGGUUGAACGCGCAGGUGGAGAAGCUGGCGGUGGAGAAGCUGGCGGUGCGGUGCGAGGAACUAGAGGAGGAGAGCCGGUUCGUGCGGGCGGACGCUGAGAAAAAGGUCGCGCAAGCAAAUGCAGCCGCCCAUGAGGAGGCAAACAAGGGGCGCGCCUCGGAGGAGGUCAUCCGCUCGCUGCUCGCCCAGAUCCAAGACAUGGCGGAACGGCUCCCGGAGGACUCGUACCGGUACGGCCGCAUCGGCGCAGUGCCCAUCAAAGCGAACGAGACGUCUCCUGUCACACGGAGUCCGGAAGGGUCGAUAUGCGACGACGCGCCGCCACCUGUUUCAGCGGACCCCCGGUUACGAGCCUUCAGCCUGAGCCCUGCAACUGGGUUGGCGAAUCGACCAAUGGAGUUGUCUGUCUUCCAGUCGGCGAAGUGGGACGUCGAAACCAGCCCCCGGGGCUCUCCUCUCAACCUCAGCAUGACGAGCUCCCAGGGGGGCGGCCAAAGCAUCGAAACCGAUUCCCUCAACGAGAAGAGCACGGUUGUUUCUACGGAGGGGGCCUUCGCAACAGUGACGGAAAAACCCCCCAGGCCGGGACGGUCCAAAUUCAGCGCGAGCUCAGAGUCGAGAGACGGGGAGCGAGUCGAGCAGGUGUCGCAAGGGGUGUAUUUGACGCUCCGGACAAACUCGCAGGGAGAGAUGGAGCUGAAACGAGUGCGCUUCAGCCGGAAGUUGUUCAGCGAGUCGGAGGCUGAGCGAUGGUGGGCCGAGAAUCGGGCGCGAGUGUUAGGCAACUUUGGAAUCCACGUCACUUGAGAUGCACGCCGCUCGUUGGUGCAAUCUUGAGGUGUACUUUGCAAAGCCACAUUCAAGGAUCGAAAGUUUUGUCUCUAGCGUGCCAAGAAUGUUGUUACUCGUUUCGAACAUUAUACGUUCACAAUAUACAAAGAUAGCAAGUCCCCCUGCAAAAGCCUUUUGCGUAAUGGGGCCACUCAAUACGAGCCGGAAGAUCUAUUGAAGAUAUCAGUCUCAGGAUGUGUAAGAUAGUCAGGCGUAGUAUUACAUUCGAAGUGCGGACCUGUUUCAAAGAAUUGUGACAGCCGUCUCACCAGCCGCACAAAAAAGUUGCUUCAAUCGGCGGUUCAUUUGGUGGGGGCAGCAAGAUGUGGGGAGAAGCGGUGGGGUCUAUCAGCCCAC